UUUUAACCACUGUCUCUCAAAGUAAUCGGGCGUCAGGAAUACUGAGCGAAACCAGUUAGGAUUAAACCACUCGGUUCUACAAGGCUGCUUGUUAUUUAAUACAACAAUGGCCGACCUGUUAUAACCUCGACUCUCUUCUCGCGGUAACAUUUAGCAUCGUUGAUUAGUUAACUCCCAAUCUCUGCCUUAAAAAAACCCGGUUAGAGACUGCAUCAUUCACCCUUUGAGGAACAAUCCUAAAAUAUCACGAUCUUCUGGGAGCAGGAAUUUUUGCCUUGUCGGCCAUAAAUGGGUAGCAGAAUGAAGGCCACCAAACAAGAGGAAAAAAGAGACCAAAGAAUCAAUUCUUUUUCAAGCACGAGUGCUAUCAAUGCAUCUAAAAUGAGCUUUGCCCUGGCUAGAAAUAUUGACAAACUGAGUCAUAAUUUUCCAUCUGCAAUUGUACAUCAGAAACCUGUGCCAGCUCUGGAGAAGGUUGCGCCACCAAGGUGCAUUCGCAUUAUUCACCAGCCACGCAAAUGUUAAAAUAACUUGAUACUUGCCAUGAUCAACAGCAGCCAGUAUGAACAUUGAAGAAAGCAUGAUUAUAACUAGUGCGGAGCUAGAGCUCUGUAGCUUUGCAAAAGUUGUCGCAGUGGAUCAUGACAUUUUAGUUCAAUUUGCAAAUCAUAAAAUGAUCUAAUUAGUGCCUUUGAUUAAUUUAUUUUGUCUUUUGAAACUUAAUGAUUAACUUCAAGACAUUGUAGAUAACAUUGCACUUAUAUAGUUAGAAAAGAGAAAAAUGCAAACUUCUUUGUAAAAAUAAACUUGCUCUUGCCAAUAAACUAACUUCUUGACCUGCACAA
Leucoraja erinaceus (little skate) is the source of this 845-nucleotide messenger RNA. RefSeq names its product death-associated protein-like 1. NCBI's taxonomy places the organism in Eukaryota, Metazoa, Chordata, Chondrichthyes, Rajiformes, Rajidae. Bases 289 to 525 code for a protein of 78 amino acids. The transcript is spliced from 4 exons. The record is from RefSeq and is a predicted model, not a curated record.